This is a messenger RNA of Manihot esculenta (cassava), 757 nucleotides long. RefSeq names its product 60S ribosomal protein L19-1. The record is from RefSeq and is a predicted model, not a curated record. The transcript is spliced from 2 exons. Gene Ontology annotation, cellular component: ribosome; cytosolic large ribosomal subunit. NCBI's taxonomy places the organism in Eukaryota, Viridiplantae, Streptophyta, Magnoliopsida, Malpighiales, Euphorbiaceae. Gene Ontology annotation, molecular function: structural constituent of ribosome; RNA binding. The coding region runs from base 45 to 590 and encodes 181 amino acids. Gene Ontology annotation, biological process: translation.
CUAAGUAUCUUUCUGUGUUUGAUUAGAAAACAAAGGAAUUUACAAUGGUGUCACUGAGGCUGCAGAAAAGGCUAGCAGGCACCAUAUUGAAGUGUGGAGAGGGAAAAUUGUGGCUUGAUCCCAAUGAGACCAAUGAAAUUUCAUUGGCCAAUUCUAGGAUGAACAUAAGAAAGCUGAUAAAGGACGGUUUCAUAAUGAGAAAACCACAGAAAAUCCAUUCUAGAAGUCGGUGCAGGAAGGUGAAGGAAGCGAAAGCGAGAGGGAGGCACUCAGGCAAUGGGAAGAGGAAGGGAACAAGAGAGGCAAGGUUACCUUCAAAGCACAUGUGGAUGAAGAAAAUGAGAGUUUUGAGGCGGCUGCUUCGCAAGUACAGAGAUCUUGAAAAGAUUGACAAACACAUGUACCAUGAAAUGUACAUGAAGGUUAAAGGAAAUGUUUUCAAGAACAAACGUGUGCUUAUGGAGAGAAUUUACAAGUUGAAAGCUGAGAAAGCUAAGGACAAAUUGGUUUUGGAUCAAUUUGAAGCUAAGAAAGAGAAGAUUUCAUUGAGAAAGGAAGAAAGACUCAGCCAGGCAAUAUGUAUGUGUUAAAGUAAAUAAAAUUUCUCAGUUCUGAUGAAUAGUAAAUUAUGUGAUUUCGUACUGAUUAUGUACAUUUUUGUGGUUUAUCAUUGUCUAAUAAUAUGUAAUGUUUAUGUGUACUCAUGAGGUUAUUUUAAUAUGACCUCUCGUUUGUUUUAUGAAAAAAAUUUUUUUUU